UUUUUUUACAAAAUACCGAUAAACUUGGCCAACGUUGAUAGUUUUGUGCAACGGUAGGAUGAAAGCGCACCGAAAGAAAUUUGUCUUUGUGUUUCUCUGCCUAUGGCUACAUGCUAAAGGCACUUUUAGUAGGAAUUCCUUUUUGUGGCAUGAAGUACAGGAAUGGAGGGACAAAGUUGCUCUGAAUGACUAUCUCUGGAAAAUGGAUGCAGCAAGUAGGGUUGUCUGCUCGUUUCAUUGCCUACUAGACAAGACCUGCGAGUCUUUCUUCUAUCAUAGCUCAACGAAACUCUGUGAAGGACAUCCCUCUGUGUACCUCUAUCUGUCAGACGCCAGUAAUCAAGUAUCACCCAAUACACAGUAUUAUAAAAUUGCCUGUGAGGGUGGACCGUCUUACAGAUACGACCGAGCCAUCAAUACCUGUUACAGCGUGAAGGAGAUCAGAAGGUCAUGGUACGCUGCACAGUUGCACUGCCAAUCAGAGAAGGCCUGGCUCCUGGAUUUGAGUGACCAUCAAGUAGCGUCACAUCUAAUGAACAACUUCAAUAACUACCAUGACCCUUUUCUGAUCUACUACUGGUUCUGGUUGGGAUUGACUGAUCUUCAGUCGGAAGGAAACUAUGUUUGGAGCCAUUCCUCCAAAGCAUUAAAUGGAUCCGGGAACUGGUUGCCAGGAGAACCAGACAACGCAAAUACGAACCAGCACUGCGUGUACAUGAGACACCAAGAUGGAAGAUUUCAGUGGGGUGAUAUAGAAUGUACCACAGACUUCAUAGAGUUCAUAUGUCAGUCCAUUGUUGUUUGAAUGCAAUUUUCGACAUUUAAAACGAUGAUUUACAUAUAUUUAUAUUCCCAUCGUGACAUUAAAAUUCUCAAGUUUU
Messenger RNA from Magallana angulata, 881 nucleotides. RefSeq lists its product as uncharacterized. The transcript is spliced from 4 exons. Lineage: Eukaryota; Metazoa; Mollusca; Bivalvia; Ostreida; Ostreidae. The coding region runs from base 59 to 805 and encodes 248 amino acids. The record is from RefSeq and is a predicted model, not a curated record.